Erigeron canadensis is the source of this 2202-nucleotide messenger RNA. RefSeq names its product FBD-associated F-box protein At2g26860-like. The coding region runs from base 334 to 1869 and encodes 511 amino acids. NCBI's taxonomy places the organism in Eukaryota, Viridiplantae, Streptophyta, Magnoliopsida, Asterales, Asteraceae. Gene Ontology annotation, molecular function: protein binding. The transcript is spliced from 5 exons. The record is from RefSeq and is a predicted model, not a curated record.
GCUCUGUCCUACAAACUAAAAGGAGUACGAGAUUUCCUUCUUGAGCUCUCGUAUGUAAUAAAAGACAUUUGGGAUUUCUUUUGAUGCUCAUGGGUAAAACAAGUAAAAGGGUCAUACUAGGAGUUUGGCUCUAAGUGAUUAAGAUCUAGCAAUCUUUGGGCAUUAUUUGAAGUGUUUGUGGAUCAAUUGUAGAGAGUUUGGAGCCAAAAGAGAAGUGUUCCUGAUUAUGGCUUAGCAACCUAGAUAACCAAGCAAAAAGAAAGACAGGGGAAUCUACCGAAGUAUAUAGUGUUUGAUGAUUGCAUACUUAUAUUAAGAUAGUGUGUGAAGAAAAUGCAUUUUGGGCAUGAUCAAAAGAGAAUGAAUGUACAAGAUGAUAGACUAAGCAAUUUACCAGACGAUCUUAUCCAUAAAAUCCUCUCUUAUAUUAGUACCAAAGAAUCGAUUGGAACCAGUUUUUUGGCAUCGAGAUGGAGGUUCAUGUGGACUUCAUUGCCGUAUCUCAGCUUCUCAAGUAUGGAGUUCUCUGAUUUGCAAAAGUUCUCCAAAUUUGUAACACGUGUUCUCUCUCGCCGCAAUGAUAAAACAAAAGUGUCUUCUGUCAAACUAUGUUUUUGUGGAAAGGUUACUCAGGCGUUUGUCAAAAGACUUAUGAAGUAUGCAUUUUCCCACAAUGUACAACAAAUGACCGUCGAAUUCCUUGACAAGAAGACCAAAUUCCCACUUUCCGCUUUUAAUUCUCAGUCUCUAGAAUAUCUCUCUUUGAUUGGACUUGGUGGUUGUUGUCAAACCAUAACGGCUAUACCGACUUGGGAGCUUCCGGCUUUAACAACAUUGCAUCUUGAUCGUGUCUCAUUUUCUGCUAACCAUGUUGGUCUUUUCUACAACUUGGUAAACUUGAAGAAUCUCACCUUAAAGCACUACAAAAUGAUGGGGUCUCUUAUCAGUCAUCCUAAACUUUGUUCUCUCACGCUUGAAUAUGGAAAAGAGGUUGUGACUGUGGUUGCACCUCAGCUAAAGAAUCUCUCUUUAACUCUCUUGAAGAAAUUUCCGAAUUUUCUAAAUGGUUUGCCUACUUUGGAAAAGGUGGAUCUCUGUAUUAAUUGCCCUCGCACAGCAGAUUCUAAAAAAUAUGUUCGUCUGCUUCAACAGGUCAACGGUGUCAAAUUUCUUACCCUUAAUCUGGAAGUUAUAGAGGUUCUUUCUUCAUCAGUGAAACUAUUCUUAAAUCAGCCCUUUACAUUCGCUAACUUGAAAACAUUAAAGAUUUAUCCGUUACACAUAAACUUGGACCGGCAAGCACAAAUGAAAGAAAUUGUGUCUGCUCUUGUCAAAAACUACUUCCUCGAUAGUUCUCCAAGCGCCACAGUGACAAUGGCUUCACGUAAGAUUAGACCUGCAAGGAACACUGCAGUGGCACAAAAACAUAUGUCAGAAGUACAAGUGAUGCUAGAUGAGCUGAAAGAUCAACUGAAUAAAGGGAAAAUACCAACGGGGGCCAAUAAGGCAAAGAUGAAUGAUCGAGUCAAUUCAAACGUUGAAAACCAAUCAGGGACAAAAAGGUCGCUUCACAUUGGGGAAAGGAUGAAGCAGAUCCAGAACUCUUGGGAAGAUUUGAGUUUGCAGAUGAACAUUGAGAAAUCGAAUGCUUCUCGCCUCUUUUCAGAAUUGAGUCAUAUAGAACAACUAUUUACAGAUCUACCGGCAUCAAAGAGGGCCGAGUUGCAGCCAUGUUUUGCUAGUCUGUGUGAAGAAGCUGACACUGUCAUGAAUAAAGCUAUAGAUCGUAUGAAGAUCCAAUGUGAGCUGAAGCGAAGGCGUUUAAUUGGCUACUUUCAUGACCUUACGAAGGCAUCACAUUCAUCCUAGCAAAUCGUUCGCCCGAACAUCCUUUGUUAAUAUUUACUCCAGUUUUAUAGUCCCCAACCUGCUCAUGCUUAUUGAAAUGGUAAUUUUCUUUAUUGUUUUUCUAAACUAAAUACGCGUAAGACAUUUAUAUUGUAAUUAAGAGAAAUGUGAAAAUAUAAUACGAGACCAAUUGCAAUAGAAUUGGGAAAAUUUCCUUAUUAUCACCUUUGAAUCUGGAUUUUUCUACGUACUAUUGGGACACAAUCCUCUUACCAACAGUUGGAUUGCACAAUUAUUGGAUGAACUUUUCUUUGAUGUCUAUGAAACUUUAAACUAGAUUUUGUUUGUUUGUUA